AUGGGAAUGCAAGGCCCUCUGACCGCCCAAGCGCUUGGGCGGUCACCUUAUGAUGAUGUUGUAGAAUGGGAAGACGAUCAUGACGACCAACAGAAUGGGGACGGUUCUACUCAGCAGUUUGAUCACAGGGGUCGUCCCAUAAACCCUGAGACAAAGAAAAUUAAUAGAGACAUCAUAAGAUCGCAUAACGAAGUCAUGCUAGUUAUUGGAGUUGCUGAGCAAGAAAAUCCGACCUCAAGUCCAGAAGCCGAAUCUGACAAGAGGCAUGCUUUGUACGAGGACGAUGUCGGCCGCAACCUUGCCUUUUCCGCUUUUCGCUGCGUGGACGCCGCUGGUGCCUUUGGCUUGGACGGGUUUCGUCAACGUAUACUUAUUUACAAGCGUUAUUCCCACAUCCCAUUCUGGGACUUGUAUGCAAAAUCCCAGAAUCCCUUUUCCGUUACCAAAUACAUCUUACCUGGUGCUUCACUCAAUCUCUUAAGUCAUUACGCUGAUCGGCAAGUGGCCUCGUUGUGGCGGGAUCGACCAGACAGACAGUUUAGUCGUCGACUAGUCCAUGAAGUAUGGUCGUACGUGCGAGUCCAUCUGGAGCUAUUUGUUGCUUUGCAACGGCUCGGUCUGGUUUCGAGUACCAGUUGGCUUCCAAGCCUUUCUUUCUUCGUCCCCUUCACUCAAGACUCACCAAUCCCAGCUCCCCCGCCGCUUGGUGGGCUUUCUUUCCAGUCAAUACUUCAAUGGGCAGGGGGAUUUUUCAUAUCAUCAACACCUUUCCUUAUUUGGGUAAUCACGCAAAGAUUGAUUCGCGACUGGUGGCCGCAAAUAAUGGGAAGAAUAUACAGGCGGCUACCAAAUACUGGCUCACCUCUAGGGAUGACAAGUACUUGGACCUCGGCCGACAGACCCCGUGAAAGGCCAGAGCAUCGACGCAAUCGUAGCACCGUCGAAGAUGUGUCGCCUAUUAGGCCCAUAGACGGUCAAAUACCUAGCGAUACUGGUCCAGUGGAAGCUGUUCGACGACCGAGCACUUUCUCUGUUAGAGGAGACGACUACGCCAGCGACGAAGAGGACAACGAGGCAGUCAGUGCCACUCUGAUCAGCUUUGAUGUUGAAGCUACGGCCGAAACAAGUGAGGCACCUCCUGGGCUCUGGAGUGCGGAACUGAGACCAAGUGUUGACGCAAGAGGAGCGGUCAUGCCUACGACCACUUAUUGUGAUACUAUGCUGACGCAGAUCCCUCCUCUGAUCGCUUCGCAUGUUUUUGCUGACGCAGUUCUGAGACUGGCAAUUGCGCCGUGGGAGGCAACAGCACUUCGCUUGGUAGCAGGCACUUUCCGUCAACGUUUUGGUCUUCCAACUAAUGACAUCUGUGGAAUUAAUCUCUUGGGAGAGUCGAAUCUUGUGUUCGCUAUCAACUUUCUUGGUAGUCAAGUGUUGCAUCUGGCUGUAUGCGGCGAAAUUUGGGCUACUUUCACAGCUAUCGCCACUAUUUUCCAUACGACCCCUGAGGAAUGGCGCGAGGCUGAGGAAGAGGAGCAAGAAAACCGACAGGACUGGCCCGACGAGAGGGUUUGA
This is a messenger RNA of Fusarium pseudograminearum CS3096, 1572 nucleotides long. RefSeq lists its product as uncharacterized. Lineage: Eukaryota; Fungi; Ascomycota; Sordariomycetes; Hypocreales; Nectriaceae. The coding region runs from base 1 to 1572 and encodes 523 amino acids. The record is from RefSeq and is a predicted model, not a curated record. The transcript has 4 exons.